This is a messenger RNA of Histoplasma capsulatum G186AR, 1170 nucleotides long. RefSeq names its product DUF408 domain-containing protein. Gene Ontology annotation, molecular function: RNA polymerase core enzyme binding; RNA polymerase II CTD heptapeptide repeat phosphatase activity. The coding region runs from base 1 to 1170 and encodes 389 amino acids. The transcript has a single exon. Gene Ontology annotation, cellular component: nucleus; cytoplasm. The record is from RefSeq and is a predicted model, not a curated record. Lineage: Eukaryota; Fungi; Ascomycota; Eurotiomycetes; Onygenales; Ajellomycetaceae.
AUGUCCAACAAUCUCGCGCCUCAAGAGUCAUCCAACGCGAAAUCAUCUCUCCCCUCAAUCCACGCCUCUCUCGCUAAAGAAGCCCCGCCGUCCGCAAACACAAAUCCCUCUCCCACAGCAACAGCAACAACUACAACAACCACCUUUACCAGGCGGAAAUCCAUAACUAAACACCGCAAACCAGCUCCGGACCCCCGUCAUCUAGCUAUAGCCCUCCACCACGCCCGUCAAAUCCAAGCCCGCAAAGACACUGAGGCUAUCAUCCUCUCCCGCAUCGAAGAGCUCCUCUCCUUCCCCAGUUCCCCAAUUGCCUUAGCAUCUUCCCCGCUCCCCGAAGACGUCAAAGCUUUCAAAGAAGCCCUCAUCCCUUUCCAGCCGUCCGACUAUGACAAUCUCAUCUUAGAGCGGAACAUUGACGGCCGCUGUGGCUACGCGCUUUGUGCUAAUGAACAUCGGAAGGAAGAUCCCCGGGCGAGGUUCAGGGUUGUGUGGGGGAAGAAGGGAAGCGGGCCUGGCGGCCGCGGAAAGGAGAUGAAGGUUGUCCCUAAGGAGCAGAUUGAGAAGUGGUGUUCAGACGAGUGUGCGGAGCGGGCUAUGUAUAUUCGUGUACAGUUGAUUCAGCAACCGGCAUGGGAGAGGACACCUGCCGCUCUGGGACAGGCACCGACGGAGCAGAUUUUGCUGUUGGAGGAAGGACGGGCGAGGCGGGAGAAGAAUACGACGAAGGGGAAGGAGAGUGAAAUAGGGAAAAGGGAGGUUAUGCAGGAAGAUCAGGUAGAGAUGGCGAAUGAUGUCGAGGAGGCUAUGCGCCUGCUGGUGAUUAGGGAUAAGAGUCUAGAACCCGAGGUGAUUAUGGAUGGAAUGGGUCGGUUGGCGGUCCAUGAUCAUGAUGAACCUGGUCAGGGUAAUCUGGCUAUGGAAAGGGGAGAUGGAACUCCGCAUCACCGCGGGCUGGAUGCUGGGCGGGUUGGUGUGAAUAUUUUUGAGAAACAACAUUCUCCGCAUCUAGAAGCUGCAGUUGCCAUGGUUCGGCCUCCGUCCUCCCGCGCGGAAGAUUUACAUGGUGGUUCGAUCGAAGGCUUUAAGCCAACGAGACAACUUGGUAACGCGAGGCGGGAUGCGUCAAAUGACGAUGGUGAUGAAGAUGAUGAUAUCCUCCCUACAAUUUAA